CUUUGAGAUUACCUUUCUCUCGCCUUCUCCUCUGCUCUCUGCUUCAGAGUUUCUUAGGGUUUCUCGUCUUCUCCAAAAGCUUCCUUCAACUUCCAAACAUGGUUCUUCAAAACGAUAUCGAUCUUCUGAACCCGCCGGCGGAGCUUGAGAAGAAGAAGCACAAGCUCAAGCGCCUCGUGCAAUCCCCCAAUUCGUUCUUCAUGGAUGUGAAAUGCCAGGGCUGUUUCAACAUAACUACUGUGUUCAGCCACUCGCAAACUGUGGUGGUGUGUGGGAACUGCCAGACUGUAUUGUGCCAGCCAACAGGUGGGCGUGCUAGACUCACUGAAGGAUGCUCCUUUAGGAGAAAGGGAGAUUAGAAGUCUUUUUAGUUUGUUUUUCCCUCUUGCUUUGGCGCUAUGAUGAUGGGAGAGAAGAGUUUUAUUUAGUUAGUUUAAAAGGGAUUGGAAUGAAGUUAUCCUCUUAGUCUUUCGUUUGCUAUUUUGAUUUUGGUUCAACUUUCUUGAAACUCCUGAAAAUUUGCUACUUAAGUCCUGCAAUUUUUGUUUUUGUUGUUUCUGUGGAUCCAUUGGCUUCUAAUUUAAAGAUAUGCAUAUUUUUUUGUCUCA
Molecule: messenger RNA, 608 nt
Organism: Morus notabilis
Lineage: Eukaryota; Viridiplantae; Streptophyta; Magnoliopsida; Rosales; Moraceae
Product: 40S ribosomal protein S27-2
Exons: 4
Coding region: 99-359 (86 amino acids)
Biological process (GO): ribosomal small subunit assembly; translation
Cellular component (GO): cytosolic small ribosomal subunit; ribosome
Molecular function (GO): structural constituent of ribosome; RNA binding
Source: RefSeq, a predicted model, not a curated record